This is a messenger RNA of Cucumis melo (muskmelon), 945 nucleotides long. RefSeq lists its product as uncharacterized. Gene Ontology annotation, molecular function: protein binding. NCBI's taxonomy places the organism in Eukaryota, Viridiplantae, Streptophyta, Magnoliopsida, Cucurbitales, Cucurbitaceae. Bases 32 to 769 code for a protein of 245 amino acids. The transcript is spliced from 3 exons. The record is from RefSeq and is a predicted model, not a curated record.
UCCUUUCACUCACAAAUUUCCCUCUUCAAUAAUGCUUCUAAGAAGUCCAUCAACUCUAAUUCUCAAUCCAUGGAAACCCCAUUUCAAAGAAUCCUCCACGGAGACUGUGAUCCUCCACCAAUUUCCUAAAUCACGGCUCCUCACACUCUCUGCUUCUUCGAAAUUGUUGCCGGUGCCACACAUGAUUGGUCCGGGCAUUAAGAUGAAGAUGAUGGGAUUGUGCUGUGGUGUGGAUGACGUAGGGGAGAGUUCUGAUUGCGGUGCUGAAAUGGUCGGUGGUUUUGUUGAUGGUAAAUUCAACCGUGAUAGUUGCAAUGGCAAUGGCAAUGGCAAUGGUGGUGAUGGUGGUUGUUUUGGUUCUUGGGAUGGGGAUCAUACUGAAGAGGACAUGGCAGAAAUGCAUUUUCAGAGAAUGAUAAAGACGAACCCGAAGGAUUCGUUGUUACUAAGCAAUUAUGCUCAGUUCUUGAAGGAGGUUCGUGGAGAUCUUAUAAAAGCUGAAGAGUAUUGUGGAAGAGCAAUGUUAGCACGAGGCAAUAAUGGAAGUGUGAUAUCAAUGUAUGCCGAAUUGAUAUGGAGUAAUCAUAUGGAUGCCUCCCGAGCUGAAAGUUACCAUCUUCAAGCUACUAAAACUUCCCCUGAUAAUAGUUUUGUUUUUGCUGCUUAUGCACGGUUUCUUUGGGAAGUUGACAAAGAAGUACUCGACGGAGAAGCUCUAAUGGACAUCUUUGGUGGCAACCCAUUCUCAUCCCAGUCCUCCUCUAACUAAUAAUUCAUUCUUAGUUUCUCUCUUCAGUCAUACUUUUUUUCUUAGGUAGUUUUUCUUUAACUAUGAAAGCAUAUAUAAUGAUUUUUUUUCUUUGCCAAUUUGAUUCUCAAUUUGUUUAUGCUAUGCAAUAAACUAAGAAUCCCAAUUUUGCAAUGAAUCUUAAUCUUACUCUAAAG